UACUAGGUGAGGUACUCUGGGGCGGGCUGAGACUGACCGGAUCUACUCAUGAGUAAGCAGAACCAUUUUCUGGUGAUAAACGGCAAAAACUGCUGUGUGUUCCGGGACGAAAACAUUGCCAAAAUCUUGCCGCCUGUCUUGGGGCUCGAGUUUGUGUUCGGACUCCUGGGCAAUGGCUUUGCCCUGUGGAUUUUCUGUUUCCACCUCAAGUCCUGGAAAUCCAGCAGGAUUUUCUUGUUCAACUUGGCCGUGGCUGACUUUCUCCUGAUCAUCUGCCUGCCCUUCCUGACGGACAACUAUGUCCAACAGUGGGACUGGAGGUUUGGAAGCAUCCCCUGCCGCCUGAUGCUCUUCAUGCUAGCCAUGAACCGGCAAGGCAGCAUCAUCUUCCUCACCGUGGUGGCCGUGGACCGGUACUUCCGAGUGGUCCAUCCCCACCACUCCCUGAACAAGAUCUCCAACCGGACGGCGGCCAUCAUCUCUUGCUUCUUGUGGGGUGUCACCAUCGGCCUGACAGUCCACCUCCUCUACACGAACAUGAUGACCCGAAACGGCAACGCGAACCUGUGUAGCAGUUUUAGCAUCUGUUACACCUUCCGGUGGCAUGACGCAAUGUUCCUCCUGGAAUUCUUCUUGCCCCUGGGCAUCAUCCUGUUCUGCUCGGCCAGAAUCAUCUGGUGCCUCCGGCAGAGACAAAUGGACAGGCACGCCAAGAUCAAGAGGGCCAUCAACUUCAUCAUGGUGGUGGCCAUCGUGUUCAUCAUCUGCUUCCUGCCCAGUGUGGCCGUGCGGAUACGCAUCUUCUGGCUCCUCUACAGAAACAACGUGCGGAGCUGUGACAUCUACUCCUCCGUGGACCUGGCGUUCUUCACCACGCUCAGCUUUACCUACAUGAACAGCAUGCUGGACCCGGUGGUCUACUAUUUCUCCAGCCCAUCCUUUCCCAGCUUCUUCUCCACGUGCAUCGACCGCUGCCUUCGAAGGAGAACAUUGGGCGAAGCCGAUAAUAACCGCAGCACGAGCGUGGAGCUCACGGGGGACCUCAGCACGACCCGAAGUAUUCCAGGGGCGCUAAUGAGUGAGCCGUGCAGUCCACCUUAUCUGGCUGCCACGCCUCAUUAAGUCACUAGGCCAAGAAGGGGGGAUUGCCACUCAGGCCUAAGCUCUCUGGAGAGACAGGCUUGGCUGUUGCACAGAGUAACAUCAGCAGACUUGGCUUACACGGUCUUGGAACGUCUAGAUUCAGAGAAUCGGAUUUAGAGAGACGGCGUGGUGCAGUGAGGGGCCGUGGAAAUCUCAGAGGAACAGAAAGCAAAGUUUCUAGACGGUGGAGACUUCUUAAGCCU
This is a messenger RNA of Acomys russatus (golden spiny mouse), 1346 nucleotides long. It is a transcript of the gene Hcar2, whose product is annotated as hydroxycarboxylic acid receptor 2. The transcript has a single exon. Gene Ontology annotation, cellular component: membrane. Gene Ontology annotation, biological process: G protein-coupled receptor signaling pathway. The record is from RefSeq and is a predicted model, not a curated record. The coding region runs from base 49 to 1122 and encodes 357 amino acids. Lineage: Eukaryota; Metazoa; Chordata; Mammalia; Rodentia; Muridae. Gene Ontology annotation, molecular function: G protein-coupled receptor activity.